Oncorhynchus masou masou (cherry salmon) is the source of this 489-nucleotide messenger RNA. RefSeq names its product von Willebrand factor A domain-containing protein 3A-like. The transcript is spliced from 5 exons. The record is from RefSeq and is a predicted model, not a curated record. NCBI's taxonomy places the organism in Eukaryota, Metazoa, Chordata, Actinopteri, Salmoniformes, Salmonidae. Bases 1 to 489 code for a protein of 162 amino acids.
AUGGUGAAGCACCUGCAGCUGACUCCGGGAGAGUUAAAACAGUACCUUACUCAGACUGAGAGACUCCUGCUGCGCUGCUACAUGCAGAGGCUGCAAUGGCUGCUCUCCGGUAGCAGGCGUGUGUUUGGGGCGGUGCUGGAGAGGGAGGUGGGUGCUGCUGAUGUGUCCGGCUCCAUGGCUCCCUGCCUGGGGGAGCUGAAGACCAAGCUGGCCUCUCUCAUCUGGGAACAGCUGCAUCACAACACAGUCAGGUUCUCUCUGCUGGCGUUCUCCGAGGGGGUGAAGGCGUGGCGUCCGGCACUGCAGGAGCCUACAGAGGAGGCAUGCCGCGACGCGGUGCAGUGGGCAUAUCAGCUCAACACCCAUGGGGGAACCAACACUCUGGAGGCCCUGCAGACUGGCUGUGGGUUUGGGGACAGUGUGGGCCUGUACCUGCUGUUCUUGACUGGCUGUGGGGUUUGGGGACAGUGUGGGCUCUGUACCUGCUGA